AAUAAUAACACUACAGAUUAUGCUUUGAAAUUCACUCAGUAUUCUAAUCAGAAUAAGAAAUGUUUACAAAAUGUAGUAAAGUGCUGUCUGCAAAUUUUACUUUUUCAGUUUCCACUGAAAGAAUGUGUUGUUAUAGAAAAUUGGGUGAGGCCACUACUUUCAAAACUUGGAAACAAGGGUGGUGUUAUACACAUUCGAUGUAAUCAAGUAGUGGAAAUGUUAGAAGGAGGGUUCAUUGCUCCAUACAAUUUCAAAAGGGAAGCUCGUUCCUGUCUUUUUGCCCUCAACUAUGUCAAUGCUGAUGAUUGUGUAUCUCAGAUGAGUCAGCUAAGAAGAGCAGCAACAUUACCUGCUGCCGAACAAGCUUCUAUGAUUGCAGCAAUUGUCCUGUCAAGACAAUCUCGAGUUAGUUUUGAUACCAGCUGGCUUGAAGACUUGUAUGAAAAAAUUGUGAUGGAAACUACAGGGAAUAAAAUAACUCCUUUAGUAGUGAACCCAGGCAGGAUUCUUCUCACAUGUUCAAGGCUUUAUUUUCAACCAUAUAAUAAUGCAGAACCGUGGCCUGUGUUGAAAAUUAAACUUUCUUCCAUCACAAGAGUAGUCAAAAGAAGAUUCCUUUUGAGACAUGUGGGUCUGGAGCUGUAUUGUCCUGAUGAAUAUUCAUUAAAGCAUCUUUUUCUCACCUUUAAAAACAAGGAAGAUCGUGAUACACUAUAUACAGAAAUUCUAAAGCAGUCAGCAUUAAGUCUAGAAGAUACUGGACAAGAAAACAUGACGCUGCUUUGGCAGAAUGGUGUCAUAUCUAAUUAUGAUUAUCUCUUGUAUCUCAAUAGUUUAGCAGACCGAAGUUUUAAUGACUUGACUCAGUAUCCAGUCUUCCCAUGGGUGAUAGCUGACUAUACCAGCACACAGCUAGAUCUGACAAAUCCAAGUGUGUACAGAGAUCUCUCCAAAUCUGUUGGUGCCUUGAAUGAAGAACGACUUCAAAAAUUAAAGCAAAGGUAUGACGAAAUGUCUGAGCCCAAGUUCUUGUAUGGAUCUCACUAUUCUACUCCCGGCUUUGUAUUAUAUUACCUUGUUAGAAAAAUGCCUCAGUAUAUGCUCUGUCUUCAAAAUGGGCGGUUUGAUAACCCUGACAGAAUGUUCAACAGUAUAUCAGACACGUGGAGAAAUAUUACCACCAACUCUUCGGAUUUCAAAGAACUUGUUCCACAAUUCUAUGAUACAGAAACUAAAGGGGAUUUUCUCUGUAACAUACAGCAUCUUGACUUUGGUGUUCGGCAAGAUGGAACAAAAGUUGGUGAUGUUGAGUUACCACCAUGGGCAGAAGAUCAUUGUGGAUUUGUUCAAACACUGCGUGAAGCACUUGAAUCUGAUUUUGUGUCUCAACACAUUCACGAGUGGAUUGACUUGGUGUUUGGAUACAAGCAGCAGGGAGAAGAAGCAAUUAAAGCCAACAAUGUUUUCUACUAUUUAACAUAUGAAGGAUCAGUUGAUUUAGAUAGCAUCAAAGACCUCAAUGAAAAAUAUUGUCUGGAAGUUCAAAUAAUGGAGUUUGGGCAAAUUCCCAAACAGAUCUUUGUCCAACCUCACCCAAGCCGUCACAGUCUAUCCGUUUCUAUGCCUUUGAUAGAAAAAAGCUGUUGGAAUACCAAUAAAGCUGCUUCUGGAGAACUUUCAUCAGACAAAAGGGAUUCUGCUGGUGAAGAUAGCCACAGAAAGCUAAGGACACAAACCAUUGGACAACAAUGGAGCAGAUCCAUGUCUUCUUUAGAACUGAUUGCUGAGCACAAGUUACACAAAGAUGCUGUAACAGCAGUAUGCAUAUCAAAGGAUUCCAAAAGUGUUUUUUCAGUUUCAUUAGACAGCCUACUAAAGAUGUACUCUUUAGAGGAGAAAAGACAACUGCGUAGUAUCAACAUUUCUCAUAUGGCUCUUUCUUCAUGUUAUUUAAUGGAAGAUGGGAAAACAAUUGUUGUUGGUUCAUGGGAUAAUUACGUGUACAAAUACAACAUAGAGUAUGGAAAAGUUCUGGAAAACACCAUGGCACAUGACGAUGCAGUUACAGAUAUUUGUUGGAAUAAUGAUGUUUUGGUGACAGCAUCCUCAGACUCCUCAGCUAAAGUAUGGCACUAUGGUCCCCACCAGAGUCUCCGUAUGCAUUCCACAGCUGACUUAUUGGCAGAACUGGAUCAUGAGGCUGGGGUCAGCUGUGUUACUCUGGACAGUAGUAACACUCUUUUAGUGAGUGGCACAACUGAUGGACAUAUUAACAUAUGGAACUUGUCUUCUUUCAGUCUCAUCGAUAACUUUCCAAUACAUACAGCUCUGGUAACAGAUGUGGCCUUCAGUCCAGACAGUUCAACAGUAGCAUCCUGCAGUACAGACCAAACAUUGAAAGUAUUAGACAUCAAAACAGGAACUCAGCUUUUUAGUAAGGAUGCAGGAGAAGAACUGAGAUGUCUUUGCUGGGAUGGUUCUACUGUUUUUACAGGAGGAGAGAGAGGUAAUAUUAUGGUUUGGGACUUAACAAAAGCACAGCUUCUUAACACUAUUUCAGGACACAUAGGACCUGUGAUCUGUAUUGAUGUGUCUGAGGAUGGAAGUUUAGUAGUGACUGGCGGUGAAGAUAAGAAAAUUUCUGUAUGGAAGACCUCAUAAAUAGGAAUGUUGUUUGUACAUAAAAUAUGUAUGCUGUGUACAGAAAAUAUUUCUCAGUACAUAUUCAGUUCACAUCUGUAGUGCACAAGUUAUUUAUGCCUUGGGUGAAAUGUUAGCCAGAAUAUGUAUUGGAUAAAAUAAUUGUACUAGUAAAUUGUAAAAUAUUUAUAUUUA
Limulus polyphemus (Atlantic horseshoe crab) is the source of this 2835-nucleotide messenger RNA. RefSeq names its product protein FAN-like. Gene Ontology annotation, molecular function: protein binding. The transcript is spliced from 30 exons. The record is from RefSeq and is a predicted model, not a curated record. NCBI's taxonomy places the organism in Eukaryota, Metazoa, Arthropoda, Merostomata, Xiphosura, Limulidae. The annotation marks the transcript as partial.